Messenger RNA from Hibiscus syriacus, 306 nucleotides. RefSeq lists its product as uncharacterized. Lineage: Eukaryota; Viridiplantae; Streptophyta; Magnoliopsida; Malvales; Malvaceae. The transcript has 2 exons. Bases 1 to 306 code for a protein of 101 amino acids. The record is from RefSeq and is a predicted model, not a curated record.
AUGUUUCUGCAAAUUUGCUUGGUGCCUGCAUGUGCUUCUGUUGCACUGAAAAGCUUGAAAAUUACUUCUAAUAGGAAGUUCUGGUUCGGGUGUCUCGUUCUUUCUCGGAUCGUAGUGGCAGUUGGAUUUCCAGCGCUGGUGAUGGGAAUGCUGGAGAUUCCCAAAUCAAAAGGUUCAUGCCACCAGGUUCUGCAUCACCAUUUGCUACUUGUUGGAGGAAUAUUGUGCUUUGUUCAUGCAAUUUUAACUGUUGGAUUCUACGUUUCUGCAAAUGUAAGCUUCGAAAAGGAUGUCGCCGUAGGGUAG